CCAGAGCCAGGGAAGUGACAGCUCCAACCUCCAUCAGCACUGGAUAACGCCCUCCUCACAGUUCACUUCCCUGAUGUUGAACGAGUGGAGUGGCUGAACAAGGUCCUUGUACAGGCAUGGCCAUACUUCGGAACAAUCAUGGAAAAAACAUUUAAAGAAGUUCUUGAACCAAAAAUCAGAGCAAAGAGUGUACACCUGAAAACAUGCACCUUUACCAAGAUCCACUUCGGCGAGAAGUGCCCUAGAAUUAAUGGAAUAAAAGCCUACACCAAAGAAAUUGAUAGAAGACAAGUUACCCUGGACCUGCAGAUCUGUUACAUAGGGGACUGUGAGAUUCACAUGGACAUAUCGAAAUUUAAUCUUGGCGUGAAAGGUGUACAGUUGUAUGGGACAUUGCGGGUGAUCCUGGAACCUCUCCUAACCGAUGCCCCUUUUGUUGGAGCAGUGACCUUGUUUUUCAUGCAGAAACCGCAUUUGGAAAUCAACUGGGCAGGCAUGAGCAACCUUCUGGAUGUCCCAGGGAUUAAUGUAAUGUCAGAUUCACUAAUUCAAGACUUCAUUGCUGCACGGCUGGUUCUACCCAACAGGAUCACAGUACCUCUGAAAAAGAACAUGAACAUUGCCCACUUGAGGUUCCCUGUCCCCCAGGGAGUAAUAAGGGUUCAUCUGUUAGAAGCUGAAAACCUUGUCCAGAAAGACAAUUUCCUUGGUGCCAUCAGGGGGAAGUCUGAUCCGUAUGCUCUCCUCCGUGUUGGCACUGUGCAGUAUCGAAGCAAAACAGUCUCCAGAGAUCUUAAUCCCAUUUGGAAUGAGACAUUUGAGUUUGUUGUUCAUGAAGUGCCUGGUCAGGACUUAGAAGUGGAUUUGUACGAUGAAGAUCCAGAUAAAGAUGACUUUAUGGGCAGCUUGUUGAUAAGCCUGGUGGAUGUAAUGAAUGACAGAAUCGUUGAUGAGUGGUUUCCCUUAAGUAAGACGACAAGUGGACACUUGCAUCUAAAACUGGAGUGGCUUUCACUAGUAAAUGACCAAGAAAAGCUGCAUGAGGAUAAGAAGGGUCUGUCUACAGCAAUUCUGAUUGUCUACUUGGACAGCGCCUUCAACCUUCCCAAAAACCACUUUGAGUAUUCAAAUGGUGAAUGUGGAACAAAGAAGAUCAAAAAUAACAAGUACCUCAAGAAGAUGGAACGAGACCCUUCCUCCUUUGUCCUGCUUACAGUUGGGAACAAGACUCAGAAGAGUAAGACCUGCAAUUUCAGCAAAGAUCCCACGUGGGGCCAGGCUUUCACCUUCUUUGUCCACAGUGCUCAUUCCCAGUCACUCCACAUUGAGAUAAAAGACAAGGAGCGGGAUAGUGCCCUGGGAACUUCAGUGGUAUGUCUCUCCCACUUACUCAAGGACCCAAACAUGACUCUGGAUCAAAGAUUCCAGCUGGACCAUUCCAGUUCAGACAGCUUCAUUAAGAUGAAACUUGUAUUGCGGGCACUGAAUGUUGAAGAACCUGAUCCACAAAGAGUCAAGGCUGGUGUCAAUGCCUCCAGGCUAGGUCCCAUGCAUGUUACGGAGAAGGCUGGAAACCAACAGAAGUUUUCCUCUCCACAAGUCUCAAAAGUACCUCCCAUGAGCAAAGACUCUGCAGCACUUGAAUCUCUGCCAAAAAAGGACAGUGGAGAAGACCUGGACACUAAAGACAGUUCAGGAGCCCCUGUACCAAGUGAAACUGUGUCUGGCCUUGAUGAAGCAGAGGGCAAGCAAAAUCCAGAGCAUGGCCCACCAUCAGCAUUGCCCAGCGGAGCAGCAGCCAUGCCAACACUGCCUGUCCUGCAGGAAAUGAGGGUGGCACCCAGUGUCACUUCACUGGGGUCCCUGCCUUCUUCCUGCUUUGAAUUGAGUAGCAGCAAUCUGGACAUUCAUAACGGGACUGAGAUGCCUCUGGGGGAGAUCCAGCUGACCGUGCGUUACGCUUCCAUCCGGCAAAGCCUCGUCGUGCUGGUCAACGGCUGCAGAAACUUGGUACCCUCUUCCAAUCGUGGAGUCGAUCCAUAUGUUCGUAUAUACCUGCUUCCAGACAGAAGAUGGACAAGCAGGAAGAAGACUUCUGUUAAGAAAAAAACUCUGAACCCCCAAUACGAUGAGAAGUUUGAAUUUUUUGAAUCUUUGGAAAAUGUCAAGAAAAGGACACUGGACAUUGCAGUGAAAAACAGCAGGCCAUUCAUUUCACAGGAGAGGAAGGAACUGGGGAAAGUGCGCAUUGACUUGUCCCGGGAGGAUUUAAUAAAAGGUUUUGCUCAAUGGUAUGAGCUGACAAGGAGCAGAUGCAAGAAAAUCUGAUUUCUUCUCAUGUACAUAAGUUACUAAUUUUUCAACUUCAUAUGGAUGUACAUAGCUCUUGUAAUUAACAUUUUUUGCACAGUUGUUGCAAAUUUGAAGCAGGCUCCAGCUCAGGAUGUGCAAAUUUAAUGAUCCUAUUUGGAUCAUUAGUUCUAUUAGUUCCUAUUCGGGGAUUAGUUCUCACUGAAGUUAAACAUAUUUUCCCCCACACAGGGAAUAAUUUGUCCUUAAAGAAUAAGUCCUUUAUUUUUGCUAUUUCUGGCAAAUCCCCCUUCAAAGGACCUCUAAGUGUGAAACCUCUUUUAAAGAAGAGUUGUACCUGGGGAGAUUUUAGACUGCCAGCCAAGUGUCCUUACUUUGCUUGGCAGUCUGAGGGCCCUAGGAGCUUGUUCAUGUUGUUUUAACAUGGAAGUGGUGUACUUUUAAAAGAAUACAUUUUGAAACAGUAUUCUUCAGCUGUAGGGCUACAGAAGCUUUUAAAAGAGAAACUCUUUAACAGCUAUUUUUGUUUGAGAAACUAAGAAGUUGGUAGUCCACUGUUCAGAAUACCUUAGCUGACUGUGGCUGCAGGUAUGUAAAUAAUGAGCUUCCAAAAGCAGGGAGAUGAACUUACCAAGAUGUCAUUAAGGUUUUAGUUUGUGACGCCUUAACUGGUUUUGUCCUUUGUUACGGUACAUUUCAAAAUCUUGUAAACCCAGAUUCUGUCUGAGGAACAGCAAAGUUUUGUAAACUAAGCUUUAAUAAUAUUGAGGCAAAAUAUUUUUGGAAGCUUGGUGUACUUGUUUCUGUACAAUAAACUUCUAAUUGUCUUGCAUAAGA
Vidua macroura (Pin-tailed whydah) is the source of this 3147-nucleotide messenger RNA. It is a transcript of the gene ESYT3, whose product is annotated as extended synaptotagmin 3. The record is from RefSeq and is a predicted model, not a curated record. Lineage: Eukaryota; Metazoa; Chordata; Aves; Passeriformes; Viduidae. The transcript has 23 exons. Bases 139 to 2328 code for a protein of 729 amino acids. Gene Ontology annotation, molecular function: lipid binding. Gene Ontology annotation, biological process: lipid transport.